Molecule: messenger RNA, 1408 nt
Organism: Sorghum bicolor (sorghum)
Lineage: Eukaryota; Viridiplantae; Streptophyta; Magnoliopsida; Poales; Poaceae
Product: peroxidase 57
Exons: 2
Coding region: 65-1105 (346 amino acids)
Biological process (GO): response to oxidative stress; hydrogen peroxide catabolic process
Molecular function (GO): heme binding; peroxidase activity
Source: RefSeq, a predicted model, not a curated record
CACACACUCUUGGAGUAGCAGCAGCGCCUAGCCUAGCUAGUAGCUAUAGUAGAAGACGAGAGAGAUGGCUGCUGCUGUCAUGGCCAUUGGCCUGCUGUUGGCCGGCGCCGUCGUCGGCGCAGUAGUGCCGCCUCAUCAUGAUCAUCUUCAGCUGGUGAUUGACACUGACGGUGGUUUGUCGCUGGACUUCCACGCGGCGUCGUGCCCGCAGCUGGAGGGCAUCGUGCGCGCCGCCGUGCAGGCCGAGCGAGGCCAGGACGUCCAAGUCACCGCCGGCCUCCUCCGCAUCUUCUUCCAUGACUGCCUCCCGCAGGGGUGCGACGCGUCCAUCCUUCUGGACGGCGAGAAGGCCUUUGGUCCCAAUGCUUCUCUACAGCCACGGGCGCUGCAGCUCAUCGAGAGCAUCCGCGCCAAGGUGCACGCCGUGUGCGGCGCCACGGUCUCCUGCGCCGACAUCAUCGCGCUCGCCACCCGCGACGCCGUCAGCCUGGCCGGAGGACCGUCCAUCGCGAUGCCCCAGGGCCGCACCGACAGCCUCAGGCCGGCCACCAACGCCGAGGUAAACACCCUCCCGUCGCCCUUCUCCGACGUGAGCACGCUCCUCGGCACCUUCAGCCGCAGGGGCCUCGCCGACCCCGCCGACCUCGUCGCGCUCUCCGGCGGCCACACCGUGGGGAAGGCCAGCUGCGGCUUCAUCAGGGGGAACGACGACUUCUCCCGGAGGCUCGCCGCGAACUGCUCCGCCGGUCGCACCGGGAAGCAGAGCCUGGACGUCAUCACGCCCGACGCCUUCGACAACAGGUACUUCGUCGCGCUGAGGAGCACCCAGGGGGUACUGCUCUCUGACCAGGGCCUCGCCGGCGACCGGCGCACGGCCCGCUUCGUCACCGCCUUCGCCAGCAACCAGGCCGCCUUCUUCAACCAGUUCGCCAAGUCCAUGGUCAAGCUGGGCAGCAUCAAGGCAACCGCCGCCGGCGAGAUACGCCGCAACUGCUUCAGGCCUAACGGCCGCGUCAGCUUCGACGACGUCAGUGCUCUCACUCUCACCGGUGAUGAUGCCGCCGCCGUCGCUACCAGCGACGAGGGCUUUGCAGCCUCUGCUUAAUGAUAAGACAUGCAUGCAUGGUCUGGCAUCCAUGUACUACGUUCUUAAUUAUUUCAUGCUAAGUUUGCUUUCCGUGAGCCAUCAGUAAGGUAGAAGGUAGCUGAAUCGAUGGAUGGACGAGAUCGGUACUGUAAUAAUGCCAGUGCAGUGUUAGCACUCGGCAGGUUGUAGCAUGCAUGAUGUACUCCAAUAUGCAUGCAUACGUGUUUUAACGCUAGUAGUUUGAUGGAUCAUCGAUCAUGUGAAUGCAUGCCCAGCCAGACCAGAUGCUUCAUGCAUGCAUCACGUUAUUAUUAUAAAUAA